This is a messenger RNA of Malaya genurostris, 10327 nucleotides long. RefSeq names its product transcription factor HIVEP3 (gene shn). The coding region runs from base 1441 to 8910 and encodes 2489 amino acids. The transcript has 7 exons. Gene Ontology annotation, cellular component: nucleus. Lineage: Eukaryota; Metazoa; Arthropoda; Insecta; Diptera; Culicidae. Gene Ontology annotation, molecular function: RNA polymerase II cis-regulatory region sequence-specific DNA binding; DNA-binding transcription factor activity, RNA polymerase II-specific; zinc ion binding. Gene Ontology annotation, biological process: regulation of transcription by RNA polymerase II. The record is from RefSeq and is a predicted model, not a curated record.
AUCUCAUUCAAGGUUUGCCGUUCGAAGCGAGCAGUUCGGAUUUUUUGCAGUGCGCGCGACAGGUCAUUUUUUCUUUUUGUAACAUCACUCUUGUUGUUGUUGUUGUUCUGUACCAGUAUGAUAAUCAGCAGCAUCAGCUAUCUCGUUUCCUUUGUACAUGUUUCGAUUUCCCAGCCGCUUGAAUAGUGCAUAAAGUUUUGAUUUCGGGACAGGCAGACCGCACUUGAUCAAACAACAGUGUGAGAACGAGAAAGGAAGCAAAAAGUGUGCGCGUCUGAAGGAGAGAAAGAAAAAGAGCGAGAGAGAGAGAGAGAGGACAAAUCGAAGGGAAUUCCGUGAGUGUCCUUUCUGCUGUUGCUUCAGUGUUAAUUUUCUCGCCCGUGAGUCGUUCGGUGAUUGAGUUUUUUUUUGUUGAGUCUGCCCUAAAUCCAGGGAAUAAAGAAGCGAUGUAAAGGACGACGGCAUUCGGGAAGUUGAUUAAAGAUAGAAUUAAACUGCCAAGCGAUGUGCUUAUGCAAAUGAAAGUAACGAAUUGUUCGAGCGUGAAAAUCUAAAUUUUAUGACAAGUGGAAAAACAAGAGUUGGAAAGAUGCGUGUGGUGAGAGGAAGCAGUAGCAGUAUUUAGACGUCGCCGCCGUCGUGAAUUGUGGGAUGUGAUCGCCUGCCCGCCGUGCCACUCGUAUGCUUGCCUGAGUGUGUUUGUGUGUAGGCAGGGGGGUUUUUCGUUGUUCCGAAAGCCCAUUAUCAGCACACCAAACAGCAGCAGCAACAGCAAUCGAAGCAAGCUGUAAUACAACACCGCGUGCAAAAAAUAAAAAAAGGCUGAGACAACGUUCCGUGUGUACGUGGAUUUUCUUUGCGUUGUUUUUUUUUUGUUUCUUACAUUCAUUCGCUGCUCUUUCCUGGUGCUUCCAGCCAAGCUAUCCAACCAAGCAACAAGAAGCAUCGUCAUAAUCAAUUCGAUGGAUUCGCGGUCGGACGGUGUGUUUUGGUUCUGCCUUUUGCUGCUUGCUUUGCGCUCUGUGCUUGUAGUGAAUGCCACCACUUGUUUACGUUCGCUGAGAGUGCAAAAAAGUAAAUAAACCGAAAAGAAGAAAGAAUGUGCCCGUUCGUACCAGUGAAGAAAUAGAAAGAAAUAUGGCAUAAUAGCAGCCAAAAGAGGCAAAGAACCCACCUUGUCGGUCAGUGAGCAUCAGCAGCGGCCACUCGCAUGUACGCACGCAGAUCCGACCGAAGCUAUACCGAGCGUGUGGAGAGUGCGUGCGGAGCCCGAGGAAGGUCAAAAGGAAUUACGAAAAGAAAAAAAAAACUUCACCGAGCCGCCGAACCGGAAGACGAAACAUAUCGUUCGCCUUGUUUUUCGUUCCCCUGCGUGUUGGAAGAGGGAACCGUUUUUGGACGCGUGAUUAAUUGGAAAUUCUAAAUAUCUAACACGGUACGAUGGCUCGCAGGAAGGGAGCUACCAAAACAAAAACAAAUGGCAGAAAGACUGGGACAGAUUCCAAGCAGACAGAUAAGAAAGAUGUGAAACUGAAAGAUGAUCCGGGUGGAGAACUUCCGCCCGCUAUGGAAAUAACGAGCAGCUGUAAUGAAAGUAAAACGACGUCAGUGAGUCAACCGUACAGUAAACAGUCGAGUGUGAAAACAUCGGAGAGCAAAGUCAGCGCGGAAAAUAGCAUUCUGCAUCAUUCGCAGCACCAAUCGCAACCGCCACCGCCGCCGACGCUGCCGUCACAACCACCGCUGCAAUCUGCACCAACAACCCAACAACAACAGCAAACCUCGUUCAGUGUUUAUUCGUCCAACGCGACGACGAAUUCUUCUGAUUUAAAGUACCUGCAUAAAAAAUUCAAACGAAUCGCGAGUGCCACACCGAACAGCGAUAGUGGCAGUGAAUCGAAACUCGUUACAUCAGUGGCGGCGGGUGCCAAUAGUAGUUUCUUUAGUACGACGUCAGCUGGUGGUAGUAGUACUAUAACUAUUACAGCAAGUGCAUACGGUUUCCCCGCCGAACGACUGCCAAACUCGCAGUCCACAGUGCUAAGCUACGAACCAGUCCAGCGGUUGCAGCAGCAGCAACAGCAACAACAACAAAGUCAAACGACUGCAUGUGCCAACGAGGGUGAUUUAGUUCACUCAUACCGACCAAACACCGACCGUAUUCGUCCAGGACAACCAACAGUCGAUGAGUGCUACAGUCGCCCCCAAUUAACCUCUUUGAGUAGCGAACACAGUAACGGUGCUUCCUUGAAUCGCGCUAACAACAUUAGCCGCAGUAAUAGUUUUAUCAGCAACAACCAUAUUUCGAGAGAGAACGAAGAAAGCCACGUUUCGUACUAUCCCAUUGUAAAUAAUAACAGUGCUAUCAACACAAGCUGUGAUUUGAACGAGAAAACCCAAUGCUCUCUGAGCAACAACAGCACGAACAGCAGUGCAACGUUAUCAACGCCGAAGACCACCACCGCCUCGGUUGACUCGGUUGGCUACGAGAACUGUUCCCAGUUGCCGGUGACCGGGGAACUACUGAGCGUCGUCCCGAGUGACACCGCACUGUGUCUGGCUUCGGCGGCCGCUGCUAACCCGAUCAAUACGGCCACACCGGGCCGGUAUGUGUGCCCGUUCUGUCAGAUGCUCUGUAGCAAACCGUCGGUCCUGCAGAAGCACAUUCGACGCCACACCAACGAGCGCCCGUUCCGGUGCGAUCCGUGCGGUAUUGCAUUUAAAACCAAAAGCAACCUGUACAAACACUGCCGAUCCCGAGCUCACGCAUCCAAGAGUCAAGGGGAGGAUAUUGGCCCAGUAAUCGACGAGGACGGGUCCCUCGGUGGAUCGGAUAUAGAAGAUAAGGAACUGAGCAACAGUGGUUCGGAAAUUUCCUUGUUGCAGAUCACGCGAGGCUCUCCGAUGGAUGACCGAAUGCAUUCGCCACAGCUGCUGGUUGAGAAACCGUACAAACCAAAGUUUCACAAUGCGGCCCUGUACGCUAAAUUCGACGCCAAACUGGCCAACAAGCUUCCUUCUUCGACGCCUAGCAGUACGAGCAGCAGCACUACGAACCUGAACGUUAGCCAUUCGGCUCCACCAACUCCACACUAUUUCAACGGUCAAAAUGUGGAAUCACUCGAGCAGCACAUCUCGAAACUGAUAUCAGACAACGAGGCCAUCGUGGAAGUGGUGGAACCGCCGCUCCAGAAAAAGUAUCAUAAAAUCACCGGCAUAACCCGCGGUAUUUCGGUUAGCGGUAGUUCGAAUCCCGCCCAUCCCGGGCAGGAUUCCGGAUCAGGCAGUAAUAGUUCCAAACUAGCUAGCGCCCUGUUACAGAAACGAAACAGCGAAGAGCUGUUACAGCUUCCAGCGGUCCAAUUGUACGCCAAUACUGCUCCUAGCGAACACAAUGUGAUAACCGUUUCGAAUAAACCAAUCGUAACUGGAAAAUCGGCCGUAGCCGUAGUAAACCAAGCAGUUCCUUACGGGGCACAAACUCACCAUGCGGUACAGAUGGUGGUACGAGUUCCUAAUGGGAAUGAACAGCAGCCGGUGCAGCAUCAUCAGCUUCAAGUGCAAUACCAGCAACCGUUGAACCUUUGCAAACCGGUUCCGAACGAACCCGUAGUAGUAGAAAUGGAGCUUCCUCGUAAGCGAAGCAGUGGAACAUUGUACAGCCGAGAGCAGUCACCAUCGUCAUCGGUGCAAUAUUCUUCGCAGCAAACCAACGUGGUCCCACAACCAGUACCCGUGGCACCACAACAAGUUCAACCGCAUCCAUCACAGCAACAGCAACAGCAGCAGGUAACGGUUACUGAUCACCCGCAGAACCCGGAACGUUCCAUCAUCAAGGAUUUGCUGCUCAAUUCGCGCGGGUUCGGAGUUGUGCAGAAUCCGGAAAAUGAGAAUAUGGAAAAUUUGUUCACCUGCAAAUCGUGCAACAUCAGUUUUCGUAACGCCGAGAUCUUGAAAUAUCACACGAUUUGCUACUGCCAGGGGAAUGCCAGCAAUUUGAACAGUCCGUCAUCCAGUGCUCCCAUCAGUCCCGUUGGAUCUCCGUCGUCCUAUCUCAUGCGAUCGAAGUCGUACAAUCCAACAAGUCUGAAAACGCUUGCCAGAGUAUCGCUUAAUCCACCACCGCGGAAUCCAUCGACACUGUCCAAAUUGGCGAAAUCCCAACUGAGGUUGCCCCGAUCGCGACCUGAACACAUAUCGCUACUAUCGGAUGUAGCAGGUCCGAAUCCUACCAUAGCCAACAGCAACCCGCCGUCGUUGGAUACUCCGAUACCGACCAUAGCCAAAAUUGUCGAUGUGGUACAAAAUCCAUUGCCAUCUCCAGGCCCUCUGUUAGGCAAUACGAGAUUGGUCGAUUUCCAGAGUAAUAAAGCGGAAGGAUUCGGUAGAUCAGCUCCAGCGGAGUCCACUGACAAUGCACUACAUCCGCCGCCAGCACAUAAAAGAGCUCUGGUCGUUACCGGGGACGACCAUCAUUUGUCGCUGAGAACGGUUCAACAUCCCAGUUUGCAACUGUUUGGAGGAAAUGUUGAAAUUAUCCAUCGUAACGGGGAAAUACCGAGUCAUCGGUACACCUCCGGUGGUACGGUAACACGAUUCUCACCGGACGUGGACAGUGAAAUGCACGAUUACGGAAUGUCCGGUCGAUCGAAUAGCAUGCAUUCGGGGGGAACGUUUCUACAACUGCCAGAAUCAAACCGUAGUUCGUCGCCAGUGAUUAUCAAGAACCCAGCGACUCCUAAAUUGGUCGUUACCAUCACCCCAACACUGUCAUCUGCUGCUAUGACAACGCAGAAUUUUUACCCAAACCAGCAGCAACUGCCAGUCGAAGUGACUAAUCCUGCGGCUGGUCAACCGAUCACACGAUUUCAGUUUCCUCCGAUCAAUCCAAUAACGGCAUAUAAUCCACUGACACUGCCCCAGAGUGCACCCGGUCAGGCGGCACAGAUUAUGCACGGUGGUAAGCUGAUACCGUUCGUACAGGGAAUGCCUGGACCGAAUUCCGUAGCGAUGCAAAGUGAGCCCAAAUGUAGCCCUCGCAUAUCAGCCAGUCCAAAUCCGAUCAUGCAAUCGAUUUCGAUUUCGACCGGCAAUCAUCUCGUAGUGGGACCCACGGUGAAACUACAAUCGCCAUCGCUGCUGACGGUGGUGAAACCUACCAAUACCACUGCCACCGAUCGACGUUUCGAGACCGGUGAAGAGCAGCAGCUUCUCGUUGGUCGAAGUAAGAAACCGUUUUCUCUUGUAGCACCCGUCAAAAAUGGUUUCACCAAAGAGAUCUGGUCACCCGCUAAGCAGGAAUACGGUGCGGUAUCGAAGAAAAGUUUCAAUUUCACUCGAAUGGCCGACAAUGUGAGCCCACGGAAAAAGGAGACCCUGGAACCGAUGGUAAAGAAAGAAGAAAUCCGAUAUUUUAACUUCGAAAAUCUAAUAUCAAAAUCGGAAAUACUAAUUAAAUCACCGGCCGCUGCGGAAUGCAAAUCGGAACCGGUUGACACGGCGGUUGGACAGCCACAGCCGGUCAGCGCAAAGCCGAAAUUCGUAAGACCAAACUCACUGCCGCUUAAACCUGGUACCUUCACGCCGAAGGGACAUCAUGGCAUAACGCCGACACAUAACACGAUGCCGUUGAUAUCGCCGGAAACACCGCGUCCUUCGAAAUCCUGCCGGGAGUUGUAUUUCAAUGGGCACGCCUACACCAACAUUGGACUGAAAUCGAGCACCAAACCGUUCUACUGCACCGUCAACAAGACGCAACCGUUCUACGUACAGACCCAGAAGCAACUGUCGAUGUACAGUAACUGGCAGGUCCAUCCGGAAAAUAAGCCACACCCACUGGGUUUGAAACCGGUUGCCGUCAUGUCACUGUACGACAGUAGUCAGCAGCGCGAUCAUCGCUAUUCGAUCGCUUCCCAAGUUCUGUCGUUGGCAGUGGUCAACUCGAGUUCCUUCAAUCUUGCCGUUAUGACCACAGUGGAAGCGAAAACUAACUUCCCGGUAGGAACGUAUUCCCUACCGCCGAUGAGUUCUCCCGGGGGCAGCAACACCCAGCAGCUUACGAAGCAAAGCAUUUCGGCUGCUGUCGGGCAGCAGCAGCAGCAGCAAGGUUAUCUACAAUUCGGUUAUCACGAUAAGGGUGCUUCCAACGAUAGUAUGCCCGCGAGAAGUGAAUCCUCCGAGCGAACACUGUCCGGUGGCUUCGAAAGCACCGAGGAGUACACGUACGUUCGGGGUCGUGGUCGCGGUAAAUACGUGUGCAAAGAGUGUGGAAUCCGUUGCAAGAAGCCAUCGAUGCUGAAGAAACACAUCCGGACGCACACCGAUGUGCGGCCGUAUUCGUGUCAGCACUGUAGUUUUCACUUUAAAACCAAGGGCAAUCUGACGAAGCACAUGAAAUCAAAAAGCCAUUUCAAAAAAUGCACCGAAUUAGGACUGAAUCCGAUACCGACCAGUGUGGACGAUGACGGCGGUGAUAUCGAUAUCGAGGGCGAUCAGCAGUCGAUUUCGAGCGAACGGACUUCGACUAUUCCGGGUGAUUCGGACAGUGGAUCGGAAAGCGACGGGGAGGACAGUGAUGAUAGUGACGAAUCGAAAAGUCGACUGCCGGAACACGAGGCCGCUCACUGUUUGCUGUCGCUAUCGAUGACUCCACCGACCAGUUCUCAGAUGACCAAGAGCUAUCCUAGUCCGUACGGUGGCCACCAGCAAUCGCAGCGUCAUCAGGUUUACGGUCCGAGUGGCUCAAUCUCACCGGAUUUGAUGAUCCAUGGUUCACAGCAGCUGCAGCAGCAACACUCGGCUCUGGUAGAUUCGACGGGUCAAACAAGUCGGCGCGUUAUCACUUUCGCAAAUACACCGAAGGUUGAGUUCAAUCUGCUAAAACACGAACAGUACUAUUCGGAUCCGAGCAUAAACAAAAAGAAACGAGACUUCGAUGGGCCGUUCGUCGACGAUGACGGAGCGAUGCCGAUUGAUUUAACUAAGAAAACCAGAGAACCGGCAUCGCUGGAACAGCAGAUGUAUCAACAAUAUUCACAUCACUAUCCGCAUCUGCAUCCUAGUCAUCAACUGUUGAACAAAGGUUCGAAUGUGCUACUGCAUUCUCAUCUACCGGAAUCGAGUGCCAGAUCGCAAGUGAUUGUACGUGUUUCGGAUGUGGUUACUCCCAUCACCGGAACGGCUAACUUACUGACUACGCUAGUCUCUAACACCGAUAAAAUUCCGUUGACUCACAAUCUAAUUUCAAGCGGGAAGGAACUAGUCGAUGAUAAUGUAUACUUCCAGGAGUACAUCACGCAACGAGCCCUGCAGGAUAGUCGAAUGAAACAGAGCCAGAUGAAGAGUGUGAACAAUAAUCAGUAUGAAGGAGAAGUGGUGGAUGUUCGGAGUACUGCCAUUAUGCCUGUAGCGGAUGCGAUCAGUUGCGAGGCCGUUGUUGAGCCCCCGGCUCCACCCAAACCAUUUGCAAAUGAAAAAGUCUAUCGAAUUUUUAAUGGCAAAAAUGAACCCAACGCUCAGAUUGUGAACUCCGAACCUCCGAGCAGAACUGAACUUUUGUCUACCAAUAGUGAAGCAAUUCCACUGGAAAAGGAAUCAUUGAUGGUGGAAACUGGUGAGACGAAUGUUACACGCACGGACGGUCCAACGGAAAGUCUGAAACUAGAUGUACCGGUUGAUCCGGUAAGAUCCAGAAGUAAUAGUGUCAAGUCGAAUGAUUCUGCCAAACCGGUUGCGAUAGCUGCGGCUACCGGGUCCAGCAAGGAAAGCGCCAAGAGUGUAGCUUCCGAGUAUUUGAAAUUGACGAAAUCGGUCACCCUAAGGAAACGGGAGGAUAGUGAAAGUGGCACGGCAUCCGAUCAGGAAGCUCUGGUCGAGAACAAACUGAUCCCAGCCCAGCCGAUCGUUGCACCGAUUGUAGCUCCUGUUGUGGUGGUUCCGACAACGACGAUUCCAGCAACGGGGGGUGAACUUGCCGGAAUCGUAGCACGGACAGUCGUGGUUGGCGAGGACGGGUUUAAGUCAACUCCAACCCAGGAGUUUUCAUCGUUAAGUCACUUCCAAGAGGACGGAGGUCGACCGGUUUGUGAAGUGUGUAACAAAAGGUUCCUGAAAAUAUCUCAACUGAAAAUUCACAUGAACAUUCACUACAUGGAACGGAAGUAUCGUUGUGAACCGUGUGGCACUAGUUUCCGGUCGCAGGGUUUGUUCCUGAAGCACGAAAGAUCUGCCACGCAUAAAAAUAAGGUUUCGAUGACGACAACGUUUGGCAUUGCUACUGAUUCGAAUCCUCGGCCGUUCUACUGCAAGGAUUGUGACGUUGGUUUUCGAAUACACGGUCAUCUGGCUAAACAUUUGCGGUCGAAAAUGCACGUCCUAAAGUUGGAAUGCCUCGGAAAGUUACCAUUCGGAACGUACACCGAAAUCGAACGAUCCGGAACGAACUUGACGGAAAUCGAUACCACCGAUUGUGAGAAUUCGUUGUCCAGUUUGAAACGUUUGGCUGUUCGGUUGAACGUGAAAGAUCCGGCAAAUGUGCUGCCAGGGGGUGCCAUCGGUUCCUCCGCCGCCGAUGCUGGCCCGAGUGGCAAUGAAACUGAUAGCUGUGAUGACAAUAUGUACGAAAAUGACAACGACGAAUCGAACGUGGAAGACAGUUCCAGCUCGAAUGGACCCAACAACAAGGGAGACGACGAAGACGAUAACGAUGGCAUUCCUUCGGGUAGCGACUUCAAUGGGUUUCCCCCUCAGCCACAGCUCAACAAUAACAUUUUGAGUUUAAAACGAAAACCUGAUGAGAGCAGUACAAGCAACGAACAACAAGCAACCAGUGAAGCCAAACGAGCGCGACUUCAAGGAACACUGAUUACGGAAUCAAUCCAAGGGCCUCCGCCACCGGUUGGUGAAGCGUAGCAGCAGCCCUCGGGCCGUUAGCUGUGGUAGAGAUGUGCCAAGUUUUAUGGUUGAAAGUGCCAACAGUUGUGUAUGUUGACAAAACACACACAAAAACACAUUUAAUUGUAUUUUAUUUCGAACUCGUUGCAGAUAGUGUAGUAUUUAACCUUUUUAUAAUUUUUCACUGAAAGAAAACACCGUUUGAUAAGCGCGUUAGUGAUAUUUUCUUUCAAAUUACGCAUAGCUUUAAUUACGAACUUUAGUUCUAUGGAGUACGUGGCAAAUGCACCAGAAACAGUUUAGUGAGUACUUUAGAAACCGCGCCUAUGUGAUCAUUUAUUUGUUAAAAAAUAACUAUAACAAUAAUAAUAACAGUAAAAAAAAUACUCCCGAUACAUAACUUCAUUAUCGCAGACAGAAAAGGAAUCAAAUUCGCACUACCGAAAAAAAAAACAAGUCGCCUGGCAGACCCGCUUAGUGUUCAGUUGAUAUGUUGUUUUUUUUUAAAGUGUUACGUCUAAUCGUACGAAUCAUACAAACUAAACUAGACGGUUGAUCCUAAGAAACCGACCGACGUAAACUAUUGUGAGCGGAACAAUUACAACCACCUGCGGAUGUAUUUUAUAUAUAUUGUAUAUUAGUGUAAAGGUAAUGAUUGCAAAACAAAAGAGUAUAUAAAUAUUGAAAAAAAAAAAAAAUAUUUCUAUUAGUUUUACACUACUAGAUUUGUAACUGAUGAUUGAUGGAAGGUCCCCCAGUAAAAACACGAAAAUGAAGGUUAAAGUAAUAUAUAAAUAUAUAUUUAUACACCAUUUGCUCUAACAUACAAAAAAAGUCGUCGUGAAUAUCCAUAUAUUUGUAUCAUUUUUUUCCGAAACAAAAAAAACAAACCGCAAACUAUUCGCCGUAAUUUUUAUAGUGUAAUAUUGGUCAAUAGUAUUCUAGUUCCUUCUUCUCUUUGGGAGGGAACGCCUAAUGAAAAGUGUAUUCGUACUAGAUAGCGACGGGACAGAAUGUGUACAUUUGCAUAUCAUUUUAAUGUGUGGAAUAGAAAGAAGAGAAAACUGGGCAUAUUAUUUUUCCGAACUGUCGGUGAGAUCGGCGUGUCCUAGACGACAAUCGUCACUGAUUACAAAUCAAACGGAGGUCACAGAGGUUUUUCUUUUCUCAUCUAAAUGCGAGGAAGGUUUUGAAAUUGGGCGGCUCAACGAGGAAGAUUUUUUUUGUCACAAAACAAGUUCAAGUGUAUAGCUCAGUACGGUACGGUGAAACUUUUGGAAAACAGAACAUACAAACAAUAUAUAUAUAUUAUAUUUUUGUAAUUGUAUAACUACACAGAAACAACAACAAAAAAAAACAUUGUAAGAGUCAUUGUGAGAUAAAUUAGGUAUAAGAGAAAUAAACACAAUGAAAAUGCAUGUGAAGUAAUCAAAAA